AUGACACGCUUGUAUCGUAUUUGCGAAUGUGCUGUUGAGAAAGCAGCAGUGCGUCUGCUACAAGACGCGGCAGCGCUGCUGGUGUACCAGGAGGUCUUUAAAGGCGCUGCUGCCGUUUCUCUCUUUCUACACUUAUCCUCUCCACCCCCCUCCACCCCUCUCCACCCCCCUCAGCGUGGAGAAAGCAGCAGCGCGGCUACUGAGAGACGCAGCCGCACUGCUGGUGUACCAGGAGGUCUUCAAAGGCGCGGCUCCUCCCCCACUUCGCUUCUCCUCCCCCCCACCCUUUCCCGUCCACCCAGUGUCGAGAAAGCAGCAGCGCGGCUACUGAGGGAUGCAGCAGCACUGCUGGUAUACCAGGAGGUCUUAAAAGGCGCUGCUGCCCUUUCUCUCUUCCCACUCUUAUCCGCUCCACCCCCCUCCACCCCCAUCAGUGUCGAGAAAGCAGCAGCGCGGCUACUGAGGGAUGCAGCCGCACUGCUGGUGUACCAGGAGGUCUUUAAAGGCGCGGCUCCUCAGGCGUUCCUGAGGCUGCUGCUGCAGCUGCGCCGCUCUGAUGGUGGGUGGGGAGAAGGGGAAGGGAGUGCAGGGAGUGGGGGAAGAGGAGGGUUUCUAGGGGUGGUGGGGUUGCGGGGGCCUGUUGCUAUAAGCGCUGCUCCUCAGGCGUUCCUGAGGCCUUUGCAGCAGCUGCGUUGUGGCGGGGGUGGUGGGGUGCAAUACCCUUUGCAAGUGCUGGAGAGCAAUGGGCAGUUUUAUCGACUCAUGGCCUUGGGGGGAGAGCUGUGCCUUGCUUUAAAUUCGAAACCGGCCUUCGUAGCGUUUGAGUCGACUCAAAAGUUUUAUCGUCUCAUGGCCUUGGGGAGAGCUGUGCCUUCCCUUUUUCCUCCGCGUCCCUUUCCGCUCCCCCAUGUCUCCCUUCCCCCCCCUUUCCCCCCCUUCCCCCCUUCCCCCCCCUUUCCCCCCCUUCCCCCCCCUUCUCCCCCCCUUCCCCCUCUUCCCCCCUUUUCCCCCCCUCACAAGCAGACCCUCUGCGGCAAGUUGCGGGCGGCAGCAGCUGUGGACCUGAGCUCGCUGCAGCGGCUGUGCGUCAACGAAACAACUCUUGCUUCCUGGGUGGCGGACAUUGUACCGGACAUGCCGGCCGAGUGGCGUGAGGCUGCUGCCGGCGCUGCGAAUGGGGUGGCUAAGGGGAGCCGGGACAGGAACGGAGCUGGCGAGGCCAGGGUGAUGGGCUUUGACCUGACUGCAGCAAGCAAGGAGGCAUUGACCCCUGCUGCCCCUGCUGCGUCCGCUGCAUCCUCCUCUUCCUCCAGUGAAGACCUCUUACCGCCGCGCAUCAGCGGCAUGUGGGACUGGGCGGAUGCCCUGCCGCUCAUCCACGCCUUCCAUGCUGCCAACGGCUAUGGGGAGGCAGCGGUCAGCUCAGUGCUGGAGUGGAAGGGAGGUCGCUUCGUGGCAGCAGCACCGGACCUAGUCACCCCACCGCCCUCACCGCUCUUCUCUAUCUACAACCACCACCGAGAGGCUCUGAGAGGAUUGGUGCACACACACGUGGACAGCCGACCCUCCCCCCAUGUGCUGCUGCACGGGCCACCUGGCACGGGCAAGUCAACCCUCCUGCGCUCCGUCCUCCUCCCCAUGGCCCUCCCCUCCUCCGCCCUCCUCUCCAUUCCCUCCUCCGACUCUCCCUUAACGUCCCCUCUCGCGGGCGAGUCAGGGGAAGGCAGCAGCAGGGGGAGGCGGGAGCUGAGGGUGGUGCUGCUGCAGAAGGGGGAAGUGAAGGGCAUAGCGGGGGUGCUGCAGGCGGCUGCAAAGAUGCCCUCCCUGCGUUUCUGCCUCCUGAUCGACAACCUGAACUUGCGGGCAGGAGAGGAGGCGCUCAUUGCUCUGCGCCAAGUCCUCCACUCUUCCUUUCCCUUUCCCAGCAACGUACAGCUACUCGCCACCUCGCUUUCUCCAGACCUCAUUCGCCCUCCUGCUGCUCCCUCCGCUCCUCCUCCUCCUCCUGACGUCAAGCCAACUAAUGUCCCUGCUUCUGAGUCGUCAAACUUGUCAGAGCCAGGUCAAACGAGCAGCGUCAGCAGCAGCAGCACCGUUAGCAGCUAUGCAUUCUCGAAAGGCAAGGGCGAAAUCGGCAGUCACUUUGCCUUCACCUUGCACGUGGGCCGCUUGAACCCACAGCAGCUGCAGCAGUGCCUCUCUCAGCUCAUUCCCUCUGCACUGGCUCAGUCCGGCUCUGGUGCUAGCAGGUGGGGGGGGGCAGGAGAGGCAGAGGAUCUAAGUCUGAUCUCUGUGAUUCAAGCAGCACGGUACCACAUGCUAUAG
Closterium sp. NIES-65 is the source of this 2325-nucleotide messenger RNA. NCBI's taxonomy places the organism in Eukaryota, Viridiplantae, Streptophyta, Zygnematophyceae, Desmidiales, Closteriaceae. The record is from the annotation of a GenBank genome assembly.